CGCCAGUCUUCCAAGCAAACAAAACCUUCUACAUACACCAUAUUUCAAAUCAUCAAAACAAGCCUGGAGAGGAGAGAGAAAGAAAGAUGGGAAGAGCUCCGUGCUGUGAUAAAGCAAAUGUGAAGAAAGGGCCAUGGUCACCAGAAGAAGAUGCAAAGCUCAAAGACUACAUAGAGAAGCAUGGCACUGGUGGCAACUGGAUAGCUCUUCCUCAAAAGGCUGGGCUGAGAAGGUGUGGGAAAAGCUGCAGAUUAAGAUGGCUUAACUAUCUGAGACCCAACAUUAAACAUGGAGAAUUUUCAGAUGAAGAAGAUAGAGUAAUUUGCAGCCUCUAUGCUAGCAUUGGAAGCAGGUGGUCAAUAAUAGCAGCUCAGUUGCCAGGCAGGACAGACAAUGACAUUAAGAACUACUGGAACACCAAGCUGAAGAAGAAGCUAAUGGGAUUGGUCUCUUCUUCUUCAUCUUCUCAGAAAACCAGACCUCACCAGACACCAUAUCCACCACCAUCAAUACUCUCCUCUUCCCCAUAUUCAUCUCCAUCAAUCUCAUCCCCACCACCACUAAUCAAAUCCACCAAUUACUUCCCAUCCCCCACUUUUCAUGCCCUUUCCAUCCCACCACAGCACAGUAGUGUUGCUGGAGCUUAUGUGGGCCCCAUCCAGAACCAUCAGCAUCACAUGGUGAUGACAGACAGAGUCCUGAAUUUUGGUGGUGGUGCUGCUAGCUGCAGUUCCUCUGAUGGGAGCUGCACAAUGAUGAGCAGCCAUGGCAAAGACUUUGACUACAGUACUGAAAGCUAUGGAGGGUUGCAGAGCUUUGUGUAUGAUAAUGGUGAUGUGAAGCCUAGUGUUGUUGAGAGUGGAGGAUGUUAUGGUGGCAAUAACCCUUUAGAUUAUAGCAGUUUGGAGGAGAUUAAGCAGCUGAUUACCACUAAUAACAUGUGUAACAACUUCUUUGUUGAUGACAACAAGGCACAAGAAAAUGUGGUCUUGUACUACUGAUCUCAUCUCUCUCAUGCCUCCACUGUUGCCACUACCAACUCAGAAACAAACAAGAUUUCCUGGGAACAUGUUUCCUUGCUAUCCUAUGCUGGGAAUUCUUAAAUUUGGUGGUUUUUUUUUAACCUUCCUCAGAGUACAUGUUAUCAUGAUCAUAAAAUUAAAGUAGUCUUUUUUUUCUUUUUCUUUUUUUUUUUUUCCUUUUUAUUAUUUUUUGUGCAAUUAUUUCUGGGAAACGAUGUAUUAACAAUAGUAGUAAAUUUCUUGAAAAUUAAAGAAUAGAGAU
Messenger RNA from Ipomoea triloba (trilobed morning glory), 1284 nucleotides. Its product is annotated as transcription factor RAX2. Bases 87 to 1001 code for a protein of 304 amino acids. Lineage: Eukaryota; Viridiplantae; Streptophyta; Magnoliopsida; Solanales; Convolvulaceae. The record is from RefSeq and is a predicted model, not a curated record. The transcript has 3 exons.